AUGGAUGAGGUGUUGCCAAACUCUGUGGUUCCACAGGGAACCAUGCCGCUGACGGGCGGCACAGAAGGGGCCUUGCCGCAUUCGGUGGUCCCGCAAGGAACUGUGCCGCUGACCAGCAUUGGGGCUGACACCUUGUCGCCUGCCAAGCUGGCAGGUUUCUCAACCAAGACUAACAAGUCCGGGGGCGGAACGCAGACCGCGGUCAUGCACCAGGCCCUCGACGGUCAGCUGGAGGAGAUCUACACCGUUCUGGAAGAAGGGAUGGACUCUGCAAAUUGUAGAUCGCUCUUGGAUGGCUCCUAUCCUUUCACCUUCCAGUACAAGAAGCGGAAGUGCACGGGCGGGGCCAUCCACAUCGCUGCGCUGCAAUCCGAUGGGCAACUCCUCGAGCAGCUCCUGGACCUCAACGUCGACAUCAACGUGGAGUGCCGCUACAUGACCUUCGAGAAGGAGGGCCGGGCAAUGCCCAUCCACCUGGCCGUGCAGGGCUGUCUGGAGAACGUUCAGCUGCUGAUAAAUGCUGGCGCGGACGUGAACGCUCGAGUCAAGGUGGAUGGUUCAGAUCACUUUUGCCCUCUCCACGACGCUGUGUUCUUCCGCGAUGUCGACAUGGUCCAGUACUUGUUGGAGAAGGCUGCCAGCGUCAAUGCGCUGAACAUGGAUCGAAUGACUCCGCUCCAUGUGGCUGCAAAGAUGGGUGCUUCGGAGGUGGCGGAGGUCUUGGUGCGCCACGAGGCCGACACCGAGCUCAGGGACGAGAGCCAGCGGAGCGCGCUGGAGGUGGCCGUUGAGUCCGGAGUAUUUCCUCAGCGUCGGCUUCAUCUUCUGGCGAGAUUUCGCAUUGGCGACAUCAUGAUCGUAUCCGAGCACUGCCCCAGUGCCACAACGGAGUUCAUUCGGAAUCUUUUGUGCGACUACGCUGGUGCAGAGUCGGCGGACCAAGUGGCGCACAAGACCAACGUCGCAGAUGAGCUGCAGACGGAGGAAAACCUGACGGUCGAGCACUGGAUAGCGCUUCUGGACAACACCCCAGAUGCCGCAGACUAUCUGCUGGAAAUCCUGACCGUGGAGCCUGACGAGGACAGCGUCUACUACCAUCCAUUGCCCAACCAGGCCAUCCUCAAGGAGCUCAGGGCAGACUACAACACGGACGACAGCUGGAAAUGCGACACUGAAACCGGUGACAGGGCCAAGGCGUGGCCCGCUUGGCAUGACCGCCUGGCCCCUGGCGCCCGCGCCGUGCGGAAGGGACGGCGGAUUUCCCACGCCCCUUCCAAUCGCAUCUCGAAGUUUGUGAUGCGCCAACCGAACCCUCGGACGAACCAGCCAAAGUUUGUGGACUCGCGCGACUUGCAGCCAGUGCACAUGCGGCAACUGCGAUUGAAAGGCAUUGUUUGCCCCGAGGUGUUGCAGGCACUCAGUGAGACCAAGUAUGUCGAGAUUUUCAGAAAUCCCGCCGUCACUGCAACCUUGACAUACUGUUGGGAUGCCUUCGUGUUGAAAUGGUACUUACUCCAGCUGCUGCACCGGCUUCUGGAAUUGAUCGUGCUGUCUGCAUGGACCUACUCCAAGUCUCAGGACUUCAACAACAAGCAGGUCCCUUACUGGCAGCGCCGCAUCUCCUGGACCUUCAUGUUUGAAAGCGCUGUUCGAGAUACCUACAUAGAAGCCUUCCAAGCCUACGGCUACUGCAUCCAGCUUCAGAACCCUGGGUCUUAUUUUGGCAAUGGAGGCAACUACGUGGAUGUCGCGGUUAUCUCCAUCUUCAAUGUGGUGGUUGGACAGGCUUUGUAUUCUGGCCAGUUCAACUUGGAUGCAGAGGAGGAGCUUUUUGCCCUGUUGGUCUUUGUUCGCUGGUUCCAGAUGCUUUUCGCACUGCGUGCUUUCAAGCUGGGCAUGAUUGGCGUAAAAGGAAUUAUUCCCAUUCUGCACUCUGUCAAGAAGAUAGGGGGCAUGGGGAUCAUCUGUGGCUUCGUUUUUGCCGGAUUCUGGCAUGCCUUCAUGAUCCUGGACAACGGUCUCGAAGGCCCUUAUAAAAUUCUUGUGGGAACGGUGAAGCUGCUUUUCAUGGUGGAUGGCGAUGGCAUCGUGCAAGUCUUGAAGCUUGGCAACCGUGGUGAUGAGGCUGGCAACGGGGACUACAUCACGCUGGCCAGCUUGAUGGUUGCGGUGAUCAUCUUCUGUAUUAGUUUGCUGAAUUUAUUUAUUGCUGUACAUGGAAGGGCAUACUCCGAAGCCCACAUGCAUGCCACCAACCUAUUCCUCCAGGAAAGGGCUUCCAUUUGUGUGCACUGCAUGGUGCAGCUACGGUUACCCAUGUGCUGCGGCCACCAGAGGAAAUGGUGGCAGCUGGGCUACUUCGUUUUGGCCUUUCUGGCAUUCGGAGGAUGGGUUCUAUGUAUUCUUAUUGAAGAUUGUCCUGCCAUCAUUCCUGCAGUGCUGCUCUCCUUGGCUUUCUACCUGUUCAACGGACUGCUGCUGGAGCGGCCAUGGACUAACGAAGAUGUCUGCAGUCGUAGCUACCUUUGGUGGUGUGCACCGACAAGCAAGCAAUACGGCAUCUCCGGUGAAGCGGAGCAAGCGCAGAUGGUGGAAGACAUGGCCGAGAGGCUGGUGCGGCUUGAGAAGUCGCUGGAAGAGCUGCGGCAAAGCACCCUCCUCCAGGCGGGGCGGCCGCAGACACGCGGUGGUCGGAUGGGCAACACUCGGCUGGGGGGGCGAUGGCAUUGA
This is a messenger RNA of Symbiodinium sp. CCMP2592, 2730 nucleotides long. The record is from the annotation of a GenBank genome assembly. Lineage: Eukaryota; Dinophyceae; Suessiales; Symbiodiniaceae.